AUGGAGGCAGGAGAAUCGAUAGAUCCGGCCGCGGCUGGCCCGAAUGACGCGGACAACUCCUCAGAUGCUCAGCAGUCUCAACCACAAGACAGCACCAGCUCAACUCAGCAGGAGGAAAGCACAUCAACUUCGCAAGCGCAUGUUCCGGACUUGACCAUCAUGGAUGGCAUCCCCACGCUAGAUGCUACAAACCUCGCCAGUUUCCUACCUGAAGCCAAUCACACGCAAGACAAGUCUGGUGCGCAUCAGGAGCCUUCGCUGGAAGAGCAAAUACAGGCUUUCACUGCCGGUCUUGCCGGCCAAUUCGGAAGCACUCCGACGGAUGCUCUCCAUACUCCUGCUGAUGCCUCGGCGACGAACACUGCCUACAACACACCAACGCAAGCUCAGGGAACACCAGCGACUGCCGAGGACAUUGCCUCUUUUGAAACGCUUAUUGCCUCCCUCAUGCCUACGCCGCAGUCAGGCUCACCUGCUCCAGUACAGCAAGAGGAGAAUGCUGGACCAACGACGCCCCAGCCUGCUUCUGGCUCGGGCAACGAGACCGCCUUUCCUACACCGGAGCCGCAGGCAUCCACCUCUGCAGACACCGCAGCUCAGUCCUUCGUCGACAAUCUGCUGCGUCAGGCCAAUCUCUUCUCCACUGAUGCAAACGGCUCUCCACAGACCACUCAAGACGCUUCGGCAGCAACCCAAGAUGCCACCGCAACAACAGCUCAAGAUGCCCAACAAGCUCCUGCCGCCUCGACUGACGGCGAACAACAACCUAGUGCGGCUGGCGAUGACCAACUCGCCGCGAGUCUGGAGCAGUUCAUGGCCUCCCUACAAGCCAGAGUCUCCUUGAACCUUGCAACAGAUGCUGCUAAAGAGCCACAAGAGCCGACCAAGCCAAAGUCGCCCCCAAAGCAAGCUAAACCCAUCAAGAAACCCAAAAAGGUGCUCGGCAAGCGCAAAUACCGUGAGAUUGGUCCCAUGGAGCGACGCAGCAGAGUCGAAAAAGCCCUCUCCGAGUACAUUGCCAGCAUCGAUACACUCUCAAAGCCCAACACCGUCACUGGGCCAAUCGCUGCGGCAGAUGCUUCCAAGACCAAGAUGACCACCAUUCGAUGCGCUCACGCCUCGGUAGCGCAAAAGAGCUAUGGAUCGGAGAAGCGCUUUUUCAAUCCACCGCCCAUUAUUAGCGUCACUGGCCCACUAAGAAGAUAUGCCGAGCAUGGUGCUGCUACUCUCACCACAUCAUCAACAUCCGAGGAUGCCGACGAGGAGGACCAGUGCCGAGUGAGCCUGCUUGUCCGAGGAGAUACGGAUGAAUUCUACUCGAACGAGAACGUCGCAGUCCUUGACAGUCAGCUCGAAACCAAGAUGCGGUCUCUUUAUGUCACACCAACUGGUCGUUCCAAGUCAUUCCGCCUGCAGCUCAAUCUCCUCCGCCCAUCCGGUCUCGAACCGCAUCUGCCGAUCUUCAGCCCACUUAAGAAGUCACGCACUGCAGAUGCGCUCUCUCCAGCUAUGAGCGUCGGCAGUCCUGCUGGUGACCAAGCCGACACCAGCUCCGAACCGCUCUCCCGCCUGCCAAAAGGUCUCGCCUGGGCAUCAUUCGAGUCUGCACCAGUCACCAUCAUCUCCAAGUCGUCCAAGAAGACGGCUAAGCCGAGAGGUCAGACCAACCAGGUGCAGAACGGAUCGCUAGUGUCGCUCUUCAAUCGCAUCAACUCGCAGACAGCCAGGACCAAGUACAUGCACAGCAGUGGAGACGGCAGUCUCACAGUGCACAGUGGCGACUGGUCGACCUAUCGCAUCACUCUCAUCUCGAGACCUCCUCUAGCGGACCUUGCUGGUGCUGAAGAGGAUAGUGUUACUUAUGGCUCAACGAUUGUCUUGACAGAUGUCAACACGAGGUUCAGCAGCGACCCUUUGGUGGUAUGUAAGGUUGAUAAAGGCCAAGUGCAACUGCCGCAGCUCGAUCCUCCAGCGGAACUGCUCACUGCCGGAACGGGUAACAAGUCUCGCAGAGUGCCAAUCGACCGAGCCCUGCGCGACAAGCUUGCAGCCGUCAGCAAGUCAUCUUGCAACGGACAUGCUUCGACCACUGCGGUGGCAAGCAAACCGGCCGAGAAGCCAGGAAGCAGUAUGACUUCAGCUAUCAAGAUCGAAGGCGAUGCCUCGAACGCACUAUCGACUGCGCCCACGGCCAACGGCAACGGAAGUUCUGACAGCAAGAACCCCGACGAUCUCAAUCUGUACGGACCAGUCGGACAGCUUCAAAAGGUGGCGCUGAUGCGCUUCGUGCCCAGCAGCGACAGUGAAACAGUCUUUGGUGAUUCCGAGCACCUCGAGUCGAACUUCUCCAUCCCUCGCAGCUAUCUCUGUGCCAUGGCUCCUGACUCUUGGAAGCAUGCUUUGCCAGACAAAGUCGGUGCGGGACCUCUAGCUGUCAACUACGCUCUGACCCACGAAGAAGGCUUUGGCUUUGACGAGCCACCUACCGACACUACUGAUCGGAACAAGUCUUCAGAGAGCAACUCAAUCGUCUAUGUUACGCCUAAGCAGGUCACUGUGGCGAAAGAGCACAAUCUAGGUACCAAGGUGGUGGAUGAAGUAGAUGACGCAUUCAUAUGGACCGUUAUCGGUGUCUCUCGAUUCGAAUAUUCAUAUUUCGAUACGAGUGCAACUCAAGCAUCCAAAGAUGAAGGACCAUGCGAAGUCCCAAUGACCCCUUUCCCUCUCAUCACUUCUAUGCCCACUUACGAUCAGACCAAACAUACCCUCAUUACCACCGUUACCAACUUCAUUGUUCCGGCAGCUAUCACCUCCGAUCCCAUCCCUCUCGACGUCUGGGCAGGUUAUCUUGGCCCGUUGAAGGUAGAAUACUCCAACCAACCUCCAGUACCGGGUAAUGAUCCAGAAGCAUACAUAACUGUCACCCUCCCUGCGAUUACAGAUAUGCUAAAGGUUGCUAUGCAGGGCAAGAUCGAAACAGAGGUGAAGAAGGCUGGGUUGCCGGCGCAUUUCUUGUUGCCAUUGAUCUUUGUCAAUGAUUCGGAUGGGACAGCUUAUCAUUCGGGUAGGCACAUGGUUUGUGAGGACUUGGUUCAGUUGAUGAAGUCUACGGGACACGAGACCAGUGAGGAGGUGUUGAAGCAGUUGGGUUUUGGUUUGGGGGAGUUGGCCGGUGUGCCAAGUCAGGGAGCUUGGAGUUUGAGGAUCAUUUGA
Ustilago hordei is the source of this 3213-nucleotide messenger RNA. RefSeq lists its product as uncharacterized. The transcript has a single exon. Gene Ontology annotation, cellular component: nucleus. Gene Ontology annotation, biological process: regulation of transcription by RNA polymerase II. Bases 1 to 3213 code for a protein of 1070 amino acids. Gene Ontology annotation, molecular function: DNA-binding transcription activator activity, RNA polymerase II-specific; RNA polymerase II cis-regulatory region sequence-specific DNA binding. The record is from RefSeq and is a predicted model, not a curated record. Lineage: Eukaryota; Fungi; Basidiomycota; Ustilaginomycetes; Ustilaginales; Ustilaginaceae.